Dermacentor silvarum is the source of this 794-nucleotide messenger RNA. RefSeq lists its product as uncharacterized. Gene Ontology annotation, molecular function: amine binding. Lineage: Eukaryota; Metazoa; Arthropoda; Arachnida; Ixodida; Ixodidae. The transcript has 5 exons. Gene Ontology annotation, biological process: symbiont-mediated perturbation of host defenses. The coding region runs from base 155 to 679 and encodes 174 amino acids. The record is from RefSeq and is a predicted model, not a curated record.
GUCAGUACAACACCCCGUUGCCUUCGUGCCUAUUGGUUGAUAUCAGCCGCGGGCGGGGCCGCAAGCAGGAAAAAGGGCACCAUAAACCCAGGACGGCUUCGUCGCGUUAGACGGUGCAACAUUAGCAACUUGAAGCGACACUCGCACAGUUGAUAUGGCGUUUCUCAUCUCCGUGCUGGUGGUCUUCGUCGUCGCUUCGAGAGUCCAGAGCGACGCCAAUGAAGAUGGCGACAUCAUCGACGUUCUCGAGGUGGUAAUGCAAUUUGAAGACGCGGUCGCCAUCUACAGCACCAUCGACGAUCCCAACCAGAAAUGCCUGAAAACAACGCGCGAAAGUCUUGACCAGGAGGCUAAGACCGCGAAUUUUACCUGGUACUACCAGGGUCUCGAAGGCUCACCUAAGACAAAGUGUUUUUACAACUUGAUGAAUGGUACUAGUCCUGCCAUCUUUUACCUGUCAUCAUGCGAUGACACCCAGAACCUUGAGCAGGCUAGGGAAUUGUACACUGACGGCACGACCUGCUUCGUGGGAUACUUUCCACCAGUUGCAGGCGAUCAAUGCAUACUGUGGGUGACCACUGACUCCAAGGAUUCCGUACCAGUAGAAUGCGAAACGAAGUUCAACGAAAAGUGCCAGGGAGAAAAGUACCGGCUUUACGACCAGAGCAGCUGUCAAUAGCCAACUUGCUCUGUCUCAAUAAAGGGACUGAAUUAUACGUACUUGGAAGCUUCUACCCGACUUUUCCUGAAUAGAAGGCACCUGUAUAUGAUAAUUAAAUGUCAUAUGCUCCCCC